Glarea lozoyensis ATCC 20868 is the source of this 399-nucleotide messenger RNA. RefSeq lists its product as uncharacterized. The transcript has a single exon. The record is from RefSeq and is a predicted model, not a curated record. NCBI's taxonomy places the organism in Eukaryota, Fungi, Ascomycota, Leotiomycetes, Helotiales, Helotiaceae. The coding region runs from base 1 to 399 and encodes 132 amino acids.
AUGUACGGCCGCAUCCUCCUCUCCGUCCCGGCCGUCAUGCAACUCAUUGGGCCCUUCUACGCCGACUUCAGUCACACACACGUUUUCAACCCCAACUGGCCUCCCCACGCCAAGUUCCACAACGGCCAGACGAUGAGUAUGGGCGCCUGUCUCUGUUUCAUCACGCUCUAUUACACGUUCAGACCCACCGUAGAUGUGGUGCAGGAGAAGGAUUCGCUGUUCACGGCUGCGCUGAUGGCCAGCUUGUAUUGGGGGACAGGCGUGAGUGCGAUUCUUUAUCCAGGCAGUAAGGGCAUGGACCCUGAGUUUGGCGAGGGUUUUCCGCAGGCGCCUUUGUUUAUCGGAUUGGGGGUGUUGGGUUGGGUGGGGUAUGGAAUUGAGUGUUGGAGGCUGGCAUGA